AUGGCUUUAACUACCGUUGUGACAGUGGUGGCCGGAGUGGCUGCCAUAACCACAGCCUUCAGUAUUAUCCUCGUUGGUUAUCUUAUCAAUGAUAUCAACAGCUUCUAUGAUGAUGCUAUCGAACAGCUUACUGAUUUCAAGGACAUGGCCAAUUCGGCUUGGCAUGAAAUGAGGCCAUCUCCACAAGAGGCUCUCCGUCAAGCACGCUCCAUCCACCGUCCACGUCGUCAGUACCCCGAACACUGCAACUGCGCACCACAACCGGAAGCCUGUCCAAUAGGACCUCCAGGGCCUCCCGGACCUGAAGGCGCGCCCGGUGAACCUGGAUUGCCAGGAGAACCCGGUAAAAAAGGUCUUGAUGGAAUAUCGAUCUCAGGUGGGCUUGGCGAAGCGGGUUGUAUCAAGUGCCCAGUGGGCCCACCAGGACCACCGGGCGAGGAAGGUCCUCCUGGACCACCGGGACCGGAUGGAAUGCCUGGCCUUGGUGUCUCUGCACCUGGAGUUGGAAUGCCAGGACCUCCCGGACCACCAGGUGAUGCCGGACUACCCGGAGAACCAGGAGAGCCUGGCCCCCCAGGAAUGCCUGGAGCAGAUGGCCAAUCAGCCGCUGGAUUACCUGGACCUCCUGGACCUCCUGGGCCGGAGGGUCCUCCUGGCGAGGCUGGACAAGAAGGUGAACCAGCAGAUGUUGGGCUUGCUGGGCCUCCCGGACCUCCUGGACCCCCUGGCAAUCCAGGAUUGCCUGGACCGGAUGGUCUCCCAGGAGAACCUGGUUCGGAGGGUGUACCUGGCCGUGAUGCCGCCUACUGUCCUUGUCCAGAAAGAAGUGCUACAUUCUUGAAAAGGAGCGCUGGAGUGAAAGCCUAUAAGGCAACGCCUAAGCGUCAAGCAUCAAGUCAACGAGUUGUAAAACGACGAAUUGCCAGGACGGUGCACGACGCGAGGAGGAAGGCAGGACUCGCAUAG
Haemonchus placei is the source of this 966-nucleotide messenger RNA. Lineage: Eukaryota; Metazoa; Nematoda; Chromadorea; Rhabditida; Trichostrongylidae. The record is from the annotation of a GenBank genome assembly.